GGCAGCUGGCGGAUAUGGGUCAUACAGCCCUGUCUGUUGCUGCCUUUUCCAAAAACACUAUAACCCAUUUAUCUUUCGCGAGAACACUAACCCAUUUAUACGAAAAAUAAACAGACUCUUAAACGUGUAAAUCUCCUUAGCGUAAUACACUUGGGUCUUUGCGCAGUAGCCCACACAGCAUCCGCGAACACCUCGCUAUUGUUCCUAGCUCGUGUAUAUAGUUAUCUAAUUGCCUGCCGUUGACUGGGAAGUAAAUGCUUAUACUGGAGUUAACUUUCGCAUUCAGACUUGUCUUGUUGCACCCUGUCGCAAGCUCCACUGUGCGGCUCUAACUGCAUAAACUUUGCGUGACGUAGCACGAGAGCAUGGGCACAAGUACCUUUCACCGGCUGCGCGUGCAACGACAGUAGACAGCGAGAGACCGGGCAGCGAUGAAGACGCGGGAGGAGGGAGCACCACCCAACCUCUCUGAGAAACAGAUGAUGCCUUGGCUAUAGAAGACGGCCGGCCGGCGCCCCACUAAAGUGAUAUGAGUAAGGCACUGGAAGAGAUACGCAGCAGCUCCGACAGCCUCGGCGACAAAGCGGCCCUCUUCCGGACCGGCGGUGGCGUCCCUGGUGGUCAUGGGAAGGCGGCCAACGUGAGUGGCGGCGGCAGCCCGGCGGCAGCCCUCAUCCCCCUGAAGGCGGCCCCCUUCCUUCAGGCACCACAUGCCCCGCACAGCCGCCACGGCCACGGCACGCUCCACAAGGGGGACAGGAGAAGUCGCGAGGGUGAGGACCCUCUGCUCAGCCCCACGGUGCCAAACCCCUUCCCCGAACUCUUCAACUCCACCGUCUCCUCACUGGUGUCCGAGUGCUUACUCCCCUGGACCAAAAGUAGCUCUACUCAGGUAAUCAAAGUGUACAAUGAGGACAACACCAGCCGUGCGGUGGAGGUGCCCAGUGACAUCACGGCCCGGGACAUCUGCCAGCUGUUUGUCCUGAAGAACCAUUACAUCGACGACCAUAGCUGGACACUCUUCGAGCAGCUCGCACAUUUGGGCAUCGAGCGCACCAUAGAAGACCAUGAGUCCGUGAUGGAGGUCCAGUCCGGGUGGGGUAUAGACGCCGACAGCAGACUGUGCUUCAGGAAGAACUAUGCCAAAUAUGAAUUUUUCAAGAAACCUCUGGACUUUUUCCCAGAGCACAUGGUGUCUAUAUCUAGUGAAACCAACGGAAUCAUGAACCACUCCCAGCUCAUCCAGACUUUUUUAAACUCAAGCACUUGUCCAGAGAUCCAUGGAUACCUCCAUGCCAAAGAGCAGGGCAGGAAGGCAUGGAAGAAACUCUACUUUGUACUCAGGAGGUCCGGCCUAUACUUCUCCAACAAGGGCACCUCCAAGGAGCCCAGGCAUCUCCAGUUUGUGGCUGAGUUCAGUGACAGUGAUGUCUACACCCUGCUGCCCGACCGCAAACUCCACGGUGCCCCCACAGACUUCGGCUUCUGUGUGAAGCCCAAUAAGUCCAACUCUGCACGGGACCUGAAGCUGCUGUGUGCCGACGACGAGCAGACGAGAGCCAGCUGGGUCACAGCCAUCCGCCUCUUCAAGUAUGGUAUGCAGCUGUACCAAAACUUCCUCCAACCGCAUCAGAAGCAGAAGUCCUCUCCCAUGAGGAGCAUCUCGGAGAACUCCCUGGUGGCCAUGGACUUCUCGGGCCAGACAAGCCGCGUGAUCGAGAACCCGUCGGAGGCGCUGUCAGUGGCCGUGGAGGAGGGCCUCUCCUGGAGGAGGAAAAGUUGCCAUCGACUCAGUUCACAUGGGAGUCCUUCUACUUCCCAGAACCCCAUGGCCAACAUAGCUCUCCACCUUGCCCAGCCCUGGUUCCACAGCAAGCUAUCGAGGGAAGAAGCCCACCGCCUGAUCUCACAGCAGGGCCUUAUCGAUGGGGUUUUCCUUUUAAGGGACAGCCAAAGCAACCCCAAGACAUUUGUCCUGUCACUGUGCCACAUGCAGAGAAUCAAACACUUUCAGAUUCUACCUGUGGAGGAUGAGGGCGAGCUCUUCUACAGCCUGGACGAGGGCCACACGCGCUUCGGAGACCUCAUCCAGCUGGUGGAGUUCUACCAGCUCAACCGGGGGGUGCUACCCUGCAAGCUCAGGCACCACUGUGGCAAAAGCACCCUCUGAUGAUCCACACCACCAACACCACCACCACCACCCUUACCACCCUUACCUUACCACCACCAGACCUGCCCACUGGGUCUCUCUCUCCCCGACUCUCCUCACUCCCACUCCCCCAAUCUCCCAGCGUCCAACCCUGCCCCAUGUACCAGCACACUAGAGGCUGGGAGUAGGGAGAGGCCUGUGACGGAGGGUGGAGGAGGAAGGACUGGGUGGAUAGGUAGAGGAUGGGGGCCCUUCCACUUCAACUUCACUCCCACUUCAUCUAACUCCUCAUUCUCUUCACUCAACCCCAGCCAUCUCCAAACUAGGCGCUGGGGUAGAGAAGAGAGGGAGAGGCAUGUGAUGGAGGAGAAGGGGAGUAGGGUGUCCUGGCUGGAUAGGGGUGGAAGGCCCCCUCCACCUCAGUCACUCCCACUCCAUAUCCCAUUACCCACCCAACCCCAGCGUACUGUACCAACCAUCCCUACUGUGGAAGGUGGAGGUGGAGGUGGAGGUGGAGGUGGAGGUGGAGGAGAGGAGAGGGCUUGAGUGGAGCAGAAUUGGCCUGGCUGGACUGGGGUGGGUUGAGGUGUGUUGUAUUGUGGAGAGAAUGAGUGCCCCGUGGCGGGCUCUUGGUGGAGGAGUGGGGUGGGUGUGGAUAGAGGAGGUUGACAGUCCUCAGCAUCCUGUGCCUUGGAUCUGGACGGACAGGAGGACAUUGGACACCUGGCACCAGCACACAGAGAUGCCAGUGCAGUGACAUCAGCCACCGCAACCACUGAUCACAAUAAGACGUCCACGGCAAAACUGAACACCUCCACCACAACAUCAUGCACGACAGAAACACAGAUUACAAAUACAGAAUACAUACACACACACACACACACACACACACACACACACACACACACACACACACACACACACACACACACACACACACACACACACACACACACACACACACACACACACACACACACCGCUUUGGCUAUAAAGCUAUGAACAAGUGCGACCUCUCUAUUUUUUUUCUAAAAGGGCACAUGAUACAAAAAGCUGUAGUAAGAAAAGAAAACAAAAAUGGCGGGAUUGGCUGUUGGGUUUCGAAGUUUGUUUUCGUUUUCUGUUUUCUUUCUUUUUUUUUCGCAAUAAGUUGAGUGGUGAAUGGACCUACCGACAAGUGUCUAGAAGUGUACAGGCAUGGUGUUACAGCGGGCACCACCUACCGAGAGAUGUGGGGUGAAAACAAUUGACAAGCUUGAAGGAUGUGUGU
Engraulis encrasicolus (European anchovy) is the source of this 3419-nucleotide messenger RNA. RefSeq names its product growth factor receptor-bound protein 14 (gene grb14). The coding region runs from base 530 to 2170 and encodes 546 amino acids. Gene Ontology annotation, cellular component: cytoplasm; plasma membrane. The transcript has 15 exons. Gene Ontology annotation, biological process: negative regulation of insulin receptor signaling pathway; insulin receptor signaling pathway. Lineage: Eukaryota; Metazoa; Chordata; Actinopteri; Clupeiformes; Engraulidae. The record is from RefSeq and is a predicted model, not a curated record.